GUGUAUAAGAAGCGACGCUGAGGCGCAAAAAAGUGGGAGAUUCGAAGUGUGUAAAUAGAAGCGGAUUUAAACUAUUUUGGACGUGCAGCCGUAUUUCUGAUGCACUGACACGACACCCCGGAGACCUGUACUAACGUGUCUAGUAUGGCGACACCGAGCAAGACACCACCUGGAGCUGACCCGAAGCAGCUGGAGCGGACCGGGACGGUUCGGGAGAUCGGCUCCCAGGCGGUGUGGUCCCUCUCUUCCUGUAAACCUGGUUUUGGAGUGGAUCAGCUAAGGGAUGACAACCUGGAGACCUACUGGCAGUCGGAUGGGUCGCAGCCUCACCUGGUCAACAUACAGUUCAGGAGGAGGACGACAGUGAAGAUGUUGUGCAUUUAUGCUGAUUAUAAGUCAGACGAGAGCUACACCCCGAGUAAGAUCUCGGUGCGAGUCGGCUACAACUUCCACAAUCUUCAAGAAAUCAGGACCCUCCUCUUCCUCGUCUUCCCCUCUGCAGCAGCUGGAGAUGGUGGAGCCCAGUGGAUGGAUUCACAUCUCUCUCAUGAAUCCACGCACAAACGAGCCCAUCAGCACAUUCAUGAUCCAGAUCGCCGUGCUGGCCAACCACCAGAACGGGAGAGACACGCACAUGAGGCAGAUCAAAGUUUACACACCCGUGGAGGAGAGCUCGAUCGGCAAGUUCCCACGAUGCACCACGGUCGACUUUAUGAUGUACCGGACCAUCAGGUGAUCUGGACGUGACCCAGGAACCCCAACAGACUUAUAUCUGGAGCUGCUGCAGAUCAUUAUCAAUGAGAGGAACAUCAGUGAAGCUGCCAGUGUUGAAUAUUUAAAGAUGUUCAGUCAGAGUCAUAGACCCAGUCAGUGUUGGUUUACAUGCUUUAACAAUGAGUUUCCACACAGAGUGAAUGCUUUGAUAUGAAUUUGGUUCCUAAAUUUAACCUUUUUGUCUCUCGCAGUAUAAAAAAAUGUUUGUGCCUACACAUUGUUUCCUGUUGUGGAUUGUUAAUAAAAAGGUAAAAAAUAAAUGUUUCAAAAAUCCAGAA
Messenger RNA from Haplochromis burtoni (Burton's mouthbrooder), 1052 nucleotides. RefSeq names its product anaphase-promoting complex subunit 10-like. The transcript has 6 exons. Gene Ontology annotation, biological process: protein K11-linked ubiquitination; anaphase-promoting complex-dependent catabolic process. The record is from RefSeq and is a predicted model, not a curated record. Gene Ontology annotation, cellular component: anaphase-promoting complex. NCBI's taxonomy places the organism in Eukaryota, Metazoa, Chordata, Actinopteri, Cichliformes, Cichlidae. Bases 145 to 747 code for a protein of 200 amino acids.